UUAAAAAUGUACUUGAAUAUAUGUAUACUGCAUUAAGGUUUGCUCACUUGAAACAUGCUGUUUAAUCAGCCCUCCGUGCAAGAAGAAAUGCAAGCUUCCAUGUCUCGCAUCCCCCAAAAACACUUUGUGCUAAGUAUGUUUUGCACUGACAUUCAGAACUCAUCUUUCAGUACUUAACCUGUAGAUCUGCACUGUGCAUCACCCUGGUUGGGUGGCAGCUGUAUCACUUUUCCAGCUGACAUUCCAGCAGAGAUGGAGAUUUCAGGUUGAGAGAGUACAAAUCCGGACCAAGAUAUUGUUUCAACCAACCAGUUGAGUAUAAAGAGUCACAGUCACAGGGUACUCAAUUGGUUAGUUGAAACAAAAUUUUGGUCUGGAUUUGUACUCUCUGGACCUGAAGUCUUCACCUCUGUAUUCCAGAAGGGUUUUCUCAUAGCAAGCCAUGGUUGCAUAUGAAUGGCAAGCCGACACUGCUAAUGGGGAGAGUUGGAAUGCUGCUGGUGGUCGUCUAAAUGGAAUGACCCUCCUGCAGCUGAUGUUGCCCCUAAAGAUCCCUGCAGCAUUAUUGUGGUCGGCAGCCACGCAACUAGGAAGCAUUUCACUGCCAUCUGGGAUGCUUGCUGUCAUUGCUUGUACCACGACGGGGGAAAUUGCGCUUUAAAAUUUGCUGUCUCUCAGGUCCAUGAGCAUGCCUGCCGUGUGUUCCUGGUGGUGAUGUUAAGAGCAGGAACAUGUGUGGAGCUCAUGUUUUGAUUUGCAGAUUUUAGAUGAAUUGUAGGUGGUAACAUACCUGGAUUCUCAUACUCCUCAGUUACAUCUACUGCAUUCUCAGAUCUCUGCAGCAUGUAAGAAACUGCAAGGUGGAAGAUGAUGAUGUCCUUUAGCUGUCCUUAAGCAUAUAUCCUUAAACAUAUUUCUAAGUAGCAACCAGCUGCUUGUCUGUGUAAUAUACAUGUACUGUGCUUGACAUUCCAGAUAAUUCCGUUAUUUCCACUUGUGUAGUAAGAGGAAGAAGAUGGGGCAUAGUUGGGGGUGGGUAUCUGUCCAGCGUCCUAAACCGAGCUGGUGUACGUCCCUGCCAAAGUCACUGAGCGUUUUCCCCUCUCGGCUUCCACUCCGCCAGGUAGGGACGUGGUGAGAAGUUUGGCUGGAUGGUCUGACCGGCCCAGGAAUGAACGUAAGCACCACUGCGUGCGUUUCUGGGUGCGAGGUGCUGAGCUGACAAGGUCCUUAUUGUACAGAGGUGCCCCCACUGCCCUCCCUUCCCCCCACCUUUUUUUCGGUUUCCUUUGAGGGCAUGUCGUUGGGCAGCCGCCUUUAAGCCAUGCCUCAGGAGCAGCAGAGCACCCUCACAGAAGUCGCACAGGAAGCAUGGCUGCAGGCUGCAUCUCCACACUCCUCUGGCUGACCGUCCUGAGCCUUUGCCUGGCCGCUGCCUACUCAGAGACCGGGGCUGAUGCUGCCCCCACGGUACCACAUGAUGAGCCCGAGAUGUCAUCCGGCGGUGGGGUGUAUGACAUCACUACCAAGGGUCCCUUCCAUAAACACCCGGAAACCACCUUCACGUUCGACUAUGAGGACACCACCCAUACCCAGGAUGGACAUGGAGAAGCAGGUGUCCUCAGCCCUGGUGCCAUCACUGCCAUCGUCAUCGCUGUGAUCCUGGGAGCCUCUGUGCUCAUCGCCCUCAUCGUCAUCACGCUGAAGAAGUUUACCGCUGCCUAGAACUGCCAUGGCCGCCUACCCCCCGCCGUAACGCCGACCGGGGUCCAUUAGGCCCCACCUCCGCUCUACCAUAUGACUGGGGAAGGGUGACAUGAGAGUACCAGGUGGUGUACUCUGGGGUGGAGAUCCACAGCGCCACCUAAUGUCCUUGCAAUGUCAUGUACUUGCCAUGUGUAUAUUGAGAAACUCUUUUCCAUCCCAUCUGAGCAGCAUUUUUGGAUACCUUAAAAUAUAUUAUUACUAUUUGUUUAUGUUUGCAGCUUUGCUGUCCUCCGGUUUUACUUUCACUUCUUCGAAGAGAAAUAUUAAGAGUGUUGCCCACCUUUACAUAGUAUGGGGGUGUUUUGAGGCAACAUAAUUUACCCCAAGCACCUUGUUCUCACUGUAACAAAAAGCUAAUGCUAACCAAAUUGAUACCCUCAUAACCCUGAGAGAGAGACAUUAUGCUAUGCGGGGAGUGUAUUCAUAGUAAAACCCUCCCAACGCGUCAUGGCGUGGAUGAUACUGUUGUACAUAAUGGGAGUCAGUUUGAGCCAACCACAAUUACUGUGAUUUUACUUCAGUUUAGGGGGAUUUUUGACAUGAAACUAUAGAUUUUUAUGCUUGGCUGAUACUGUUGAUCCAGUAGGUAAAAUGUAAGCUGAUUUCUGUAGUCAAUCUAGUGCUGUAUAGAUCUGUAAAUAAAUACUUUAUGUUAA
Brienomyrus brachyistius is the source of this 2423-nucleotide messenger RNA. It is a transcript of the gene snorc, whose product is annotated as secondary ossification center associated regulator of chondrocyte maturation. The transcript has 3 exons. Lineage: Eukaryota; Metazoa; Chordata; Actinopteri; Osteoglossiformes; Mormyridae. The coding region runs from base 1372 to 1725 and encodes 117 amino acids. Gene Ontology annotation, biological process: cartilage development. The record is from RefSeq and is a predicted model, not a curated record.